This is a messenger RNA of Tarenaya hassleriana, 481 nucleotides long. RefSeq lists its product as uncharacterized. Bases 77 to 409 code for a protein of 110 amino acids. The record is from RefSeq and is a predicted model, not a curated record. NCBI's taxonomy places the organism in Eukaryota, Viridiplantae, Streptophyta, Magnoliopsida, Brassicales, Cleomaceae. The transcript has 2 exons.
ACCCGCUCUGUUUGACCGGGUUUCUGUUGCAGUUCCCGGAUUGCAAAACAUAGGUAACGGUAGCAGUAACAAUACUAUGGAAACGACUAUGAAUCUGGUGGGCAAUCAUGAGGAAGACAGUGAAAUGAUGGACAGCUUUUUCCAAGGAAACCCUAUUGAUUGGAACCUCGAUGACAUCGGUCUGGACCCUAUCAUCGAUCCGCCAUUGCCCAUUUCCCAUGAUUUGUCUUCUCUCUUACACAAUGCUGAACCUUGUGCGGAAAACGUCGGCCAAUAUCUCGACCCACAGCCUCCUUCGACAUCAUCUUCCAGUGAUCAGAUGAUACCGAAAUCUGAGUUUCAAGGUGCUAACCAGCAACAAAACUUCAAUGGAGGGUUCAACUUUAAUGGUUAUUACAUGAAGAAAUAAGCUCACACUACAUUUUCCUGGCGCGAUCGAUCGGCUUUCUUGGGAAUAAACGCGGAUAUUGUAGUUUGUAAA